AUAUGUUAUCUACUUGCAGCACAUGUGCAACACCCCUAGCUUUUACACAAACAUAUAGUUCUGCACAUGCGUAAACGCACACACACAUGCACUGGACCGAGUUUGAAAAAACCAUGCCAAAGAUAAAUGCGGAGCACUGUUAUGAAGAAUCACACUCUUAAUUUGCUGCCAAUUUUGGCCCUGGCAAGUUUGUUCAUCAAGAUAAGUGGAUCGAUCUCUCUUAACCCAGUUCUGACUGGUCCUGACAUGGCCUACCUCAGCUCGAGGGUGGUUUUCCGGUGUAUUGCACCAGACUCUUCUCUGCCAGUCACAUAUGAGCUGAUGUGGGACGGCGGUGGCCUGAUUGACAUGGUUGCUGAUCUCCAGGGGGACCAACCUGCCUCAUUCAAACUUAAGGUCACUGCAUCAUCGGAGGGGUCAUACCACUGCAAGGCAACGACAGGAAGAAGCACGGGAGUCAGCGACAGCAUCAAGCUGAGUGUAGUCACUCCACCAUCAAACACCAAAGUGACUUCUGAACCCUUUCCCCCCGUUGCAUAUGAGGGGUCACGCAUCGUACUGAGCUGCAGCGUCACAAAAGGCUCCCACCUUUCCUACACCUGGUUUUUCAACAGGAAGGAAGUAACAUCAUUAACCUCCCCCCUCAUUCUCCUUACUGCAAACAAACUAGAGAUGAGAAAUGUGGCUCCAGAGCAUGCUGGGUACUACUAUUGCAUGGCUUGGUCCAGGUUGCAGGACACCAAGAGGUUUUCCAGCAGCUCAGAGGUCCAGGUGACGGUCAAAAAAUACGUUUCCAAACCAAGAAUCUCUUUCUACAUCUCUAAAGAGGGAGCCAGUUAUCAUGGCAACGUGACCUGCUGGUCAACAAGAGGGAGUCCUCCGGUCAACAUCUCUCUUUCACUAGAUGACAAAGAAGUGGGAUCUGUCACAGCUACUGAAUCCCUCAGUGCCUGGUUCCCUGUCGCCAUGUCACUCGGGCGGGACAUGGGCAUGGCUCAGUGUCGGCUGACUACUGAGGUUCAGGAGUUGAUGAGUGAGCCUGUGACUCUGGAAGUGGUCCCAGUCGGAGGUGAUGUGAAAGUAGAGGUUGAAUAUCUCUACACAGCUGACUCCAAAAUGGCCGCCGCCAGGUUGAGCUGUCAUGUCAGCAGAGGAACUUUCCCUCAUGUUUCCUGGCUUUUGAACGAGUCUGUUCUUCCCUCUGAGACACAUGAGGACUUCCACAUUCAGCCUGUCCUGUCUCACUAUGCCCCAAUGGAUCACAGACAAACCCUUGUUGUUACCAAGCUCAGCCUAGAGGAGUCUGGGUAUUACCGCUGUAGGUCCAGGGACAGCUUCGAUGAAUCCGGGCUCUGGGUGGAGAGUGCAGCUGUGCUGGUCCAAGUCACAGACUGGAACCUUUACUCCCUGCAUCGAGAAACGUCUUCCACUGAAACACCAUCAAAGGUUUUCAUGAACACCAUGGAGGUCAUUAGCAUAGUGUUCUGCUGCUUCCUUCUUCUAAUGUUGGCAGUGGGUGUAGGCUGCAUGUACAAGAUGUUUGACCACAAGCAAGGGCAUGCCCACAUUACUACAACAAAUCCCACCCCUGAUGCACUUCCUCUGUCUGCACCCAUGUCCCAGUUAGGAGGCGAACAGGACGAAACAGACUGGGAUUCUUGUAACACUAUCAGCUAUUUGCACAUGUUUCUAAGUGUGUGUGUGUGUGUGUGUGUGUGUGUGUGCGUGUGUGUGUUCUCCACAUCAAAAGUGCCCUCAACCUUUCAAAACUGUCAAAACGCCUGCAAUUCACAGAGUAGUGUAGUCAUAUUUGAAGGAUACCGUUGCAUUAAAGACAAUAAUUCUUCUUUGAGAAUGUUUACUUCCCUCCCCUUCAUGGUCGUACUGGUGUUUGGCUACUGUAGCAAGGAGAGCAGUCAGUCAAUUCUGGGGCGUCCACAACUGUUUGGCCCUUCGGAGGCUUUGGUGGAAGCCAUUGAAGUGUUUUCGUGCAAACUGGAAAUCUACCCAGAGAAUGAAACUAUCCUGUUUCAGUUAUUUAAGGAGGAUAACCGUGACAAGUUUUUGAGUGAAUUCACCUCACUGAAUGGGCAGGUCGCAGUCUUCAACAUGUAUAUCAAACCUAAACAUGAGGGAAACCUGGAGUGUGUGGCCAAGGGACAGAACAACUCUAACAUAGAGCCUACUGUCAGCUACACACACUACCUGAAGGUUGUUGAACCAGUGAAAGGUGCGAAGAUCAGCGUUCGUUCAGGUCCAGUGGAGUUCUUUGAGGGGAAGACACUGGAGCUACACUGUGAUCUUACUGCUGGAACUCAUGUCUCUUACAAAUGGCUGCUAAAUGGACGGCUUGUCUCUCCGUCUCGACUCCACUAUGUUGCAGAUGGCCAGCUCUUAAUCCACAGAACUACUUCUAAAGACAGUGGCUCCUACGAGUGUGUUGCCACCAACCACUUCAACCUAACAGACUACACCAACAACUCUCAAGUUGUAAUCACAGUCAAAGAUGUGGUGUCAACCCCUGACAUCUCCUUCACUGUGUUAAAGCAAGAUCCCCACAACUAUUAUGCCAUGGUCACCUGUCAGUCAACCAAAGGGACUCCGCCUGUUACCUUUUCACUGUACAACAGGACAGAAUUGGUUUCCAAUAAGACAGUUGAAGAGACACAAGCCACAUUUAAGGUUCCAUUGGUCUUGGGCCUGCACAUGGGAUGGCUCCAGUGCCAGGCAGACAAUGGAGACCAGAUCAAAUUCAGUCAAUGGAUUCCCCUAGAAGUCGUCCCUGUUGGUGGGCCCGUGAUGAUGCAUUACGACUAUGACGUUGGAGAAAACUACGCAGUGAUUGGCGUGAGGUUCUACUGCAAGGCGGCAAAGGGAUCUUUUUCACAGUACAAGUGGUUCCUCAACCAAACCCUACUACAUGACCAAGGAAGAUUUUUUUACGUGGUCAACCAGCCUCCAGAACAAUCUAUACUCCUGCUAUCUGUAGGGAGGAGCAGCACUGGAACAUACCACUGUGAAGUGUCAGACAGCUUUGACAACACCACAGCCAUAGGCAGUAAUAGGCUGUAUUUGGAUAAAGAAGUGCUGAAUCGUCUUCCCGUCUUGGUGGUUGCAGUUGUCUUUGGAGGUUUCACAGCACUGAUUCUCCUGGUCUCCAUUUGUUGUUGGCUUGGAACAAUUUUCAGGCGAAGGCAGUAUGGAGAUAAGUCUCUGAGCUUGGAGAUGGAGGGAAGGGUAGCUGUAUAUGAGGGCGAGCUGGACUUGUCAGACUACCAGGAGGAUGCGGAUGUGGUGAACACGGCCACAGCUGAUGGAUUUGAUCAGGCAUCUGAAGCCUCCGAAGAUUAAUGGCCCAAAUUUAAGACCUGUCUGGAAGUAGAGGACCUG
Molecule: messenger RNA, 3390 nt
Organism: Etheostoma cragini (Arkansas darter)
Lineage: Eukaryota; Metazoa; Chordata; Actinopteri; Perciformes; Percidae
Exons: 23
Coding region: 127-3351 (1074 amino acids)
Biological process (GO): heterophilic cell-cell adhesion
Cellular component (GO): cell surface
Source: RefSeq, a predicted model, not a curated record